This is a messenger RNA of Brachypodium distachyon (stiff brome), 926 nucleotides long. Its product is annotated as cysteine-rich and transmembrane domain-containing protein WIH2. The coding region runs from base 147 to 557 and encodes 136 amino acids. The record is from RefSeq and is a predicted model, not a curated record. NCBI's taxonomy places the organism in Eukaryota, Viridiplantae, Streptophyta, Magnoliopsida, Poales, Poaceae. The transcript is spliced from 3 exons.
AGUGGGAAGCCGUGGCGUGCGUACACACGGUUAAAUGGUUAAUCCUUGCUCGGACGUCAACUAGAAAGGGGGCGACGACCCUUCCGCAGAUCAGGAGGAGCCGAGGAGAAGACGAAGCGAAGAGAUCGGCCGCCGACGGCGAGAGAAUGAGCUACCAGAAGGUCCCUCCGCAGGAAUCCUACCCUCCGCCAGGGUAUUCGCCGGUGUACCCGCCGCCGUCAUCCGGUGGGCAACAGGGCCCGUACUACCCGCCGCCGUCAUCCGGUGGGCCACAGGGCCCAUACUACCCGCCGCCGCAGCAGCAGCCGCCUCCGGGGUACCAGGGCUACUUCAGCGAGGGGCAGCCACCGCCCUACUACUACCCGCCGCCGCAUGGUGGCCAUGACCACCACGGCCACCACCAUGACCACCACGCCGAGGAUCACCACCACCACCACCAUGGUCAUCACCACCAUCACCACGGGGACGAUGACUGCUGCCUUGGGUUCCUCAAAGGAUGGUUGGCCGCUCUAUGCUGCUGCUGCAUGCUGGAGGAGUGCUGCUGCUGCUGCUGGUGACAUGCCUGCUUCGAAGCUCCUUGUGUCUUGCAUUUUGGAAUCUUCAGACUUAUUAUUAUUCCCCAGUAUAUGCAUGGAUCCCGUUACCUGUGUAAAAUAAAUCGUGUUUGCAUUGUUCAGCAUAGCUCUUGUUUGUCUUUUCUCAACUGAUUGGUCCAUGGCGGAAGAACUGUAUUGUGGAAAGAAUAUUUUUUACUCAUUGAUCGCUGAAGGCUGAAGUUUGCUGCUGAAAUGCUCCUGGAUGGAUAUACUAGAUGUAUAUAUAAUCCAUUGAUACACGAGUUUGUACUUUUGACACUAACCGGGAGGUCCCGAUAACAAAUCUCCUGGGAUGGAUAUACUAGAUGUAUAUAUAAUCUGUUAUUUUCA